CUCCUUGUUUUUCUGCUUCUUUUUCCCUCUCAAAGGUGAAAAAGAACGAAGAAUUCCUUCGUAGAAGACUCCUCUCUCUCUCUCCGUUCUCUGUGUGGGGGGUGAGGAGGAAAUGGCGGUGGAACACAAGUGUUGCUCGACGGAGUUCUUCCUCUACAUCGUCAUCAUCAUCCUGCUUGUCUUGUUCGCCGGCCUCAUGUCCGGCCUCACCCUCGGCCUCAUGUCCCUCAGCCUGGUCGAUUUGGAGGUCCUCUCCAAGUCCGGCACGCCGCAGGACCGCAAGCAUGCCGAAAAAAUACUGCCUGUUGUCAAGAACCAGCAUUUGUUGCUAUGCACCCUUCUUAUCUGCAAUGCUGCUGCAAUGGAGGCACUUCCUAUAUUUUUGGAUGGACUAGUUUCAGCAUGGGGUGCUAUUUUGAUUUCAGUAACCUUGAUACUUAUGUUUGGAGAGAUAUUACCACAGUCUGUCUGCUCAAGGUAUGGUUUAGCCGUCGGGGCAGCAGUAACACCAGUGGUUCGGUUGCUUGUUUGGAUCUGCUUUCCUGUAGCAUAUCCAAUAAGCAAGCUAUUGGACUACCUACUGGGUAAGGGACAUGUAGCUCUUUUUCGUAGAGCUGAGCUGAAGACACUUGUCAACUUACAUGGGAAUGAGGCAGGGAAAGGUGGCGAGCUUACUCAUGAUGAGACAACAAUCAUAGCUGGAGCACUUGAGCUAACAGAGAAAACUGCAAAAGAUUCUAUGACUCCUAUUUCUGAAACUUUUACCAUUGAUAUCAAUGCGAAACUCGAUAGUUCUCUAAUGCAGUUAAUAUUGGACAAAGGGCAUAGCAGAGUCCCAGUAUACUAUGAGCAACCAACAAAUAUAAUCGGACUGAUUCUGGUGAAGAAUUUAUUAUCUAUACAUCCAGCAGAUGAGGUGCCGGUUAAGAACGUUACUAUCCGCAAAAUUCCUCGGGUUCCUGAAAACAUGCCCUUGUAUGACAUUUUGAACGAGUUUCAGAAAGGUCACAGUCACAUGGCUGUUGUUGUAAGACCACGCGAAUCAUGUGAACAAGCUGAUGAUCCAGUAAGGGACCUACAUGUGAAUAUUGACGGUGAUACUGCUGCUCCUAGCCAAGAAAAGAAUGUCAAAACCCCAAGACAGCUGCAAAAGAUAAAGAGUCUGCCUUCCUUUUCCCACCGAGGCACCCCAAGAGGCAAAAAAUGGACGAGAGAUGUCUUUGCAGAUGUUCUUCAUAUUGAAGAUAAUCCUCUGCCAAAGGUCAGCGAAGAAGAAGAAGCUGUGGGCAUAAUUACAAUGGAAGAUGUCAUUGAAGAGCUCCUGCAGGAGGAGAUCUUUGAUGAGACGGAUUGUCGUGAUGAUUCGUGACGCCUGCUUGGUCUGGGUGACUUACAGUAACCCUUUUUUUUUCCAGUAUUUGUUAUACUGACGACUUUUUUGUCGGUGUUGUAUGCAUGGAAGUGGUAUCUCUCGGAAUGGAUAUUGUACAGACGGUGGAUAUGAAACGGAGUUACUGAAACUUGUACA
This is a messenger RNA of Nymphaea colorata (pocket water lily), 1528 nucleotides long. Its product is annotated as DUF21 domain-containing protein At2g14520-like. Gene Ontology annotation, biological process: magnesium ion homeostasis. The transcript has 11 exons. NCBI's taxonomy places the organism in Eukaryota, Viridiplantae, Streptophyta, Magnoliopsida, Nymphaeales, Nymphaeaceae. Gene Ontology annotation, cellular component: intracellular membrane-bounded organelle. The record is from RefSeq and is a predicted model, not a curated record. The coding region runs from base 113 to 1369 and encodes 418 amino acids.